AUGGCUGCCGCGGCGAAUUCCACCCCUGCGUCGGUCUUUCCUCGUAGUCAUGUCGGUUUCGAUAGUAUCACUUCUCAGAUUGAGCGAAAGCUGUUGAAGCGUGGAUUUCAGUUCAAUGUGAUGUGCGUCGGACAAACCGGCCUGGGAAAGUCGACCUUGAUCAACACUAUCUUCGCUUCUCACCUGAUCGACUCCAAAGGUCGCCUCGCCCCUAACGAACCCGUUCGUUCAACAACCGAAAUACAAACUGUCUCGCACAUCAUUGAGGAGAAUGGCGUGCGUCUCAGGCUAAACAUAGUCGACACCCCGGGCUACGGCGAUCAGGUCAACAAUGACAGAUGCUGGGAUCCUAUUGUGAAGUACAUAAAGGAUCAACACUCCGCAUAUCUCCGAAAGGAGCUUACCGCUCAGCGUGACCGCUAUAUUCAAGACACCCGCAUUCACUGCUGCUUGUUCUUCAUCCAGCCAUCUGGCCAUGCUCUUAAACCCAUCGACAUUGUCGUCCUAAAGAAGCUCUCUGACGUGGUCAACGUGGUUCCCGUCAUCGCUAAAGCUGACUCGCUUACUCUCGAGGAACGCCAGGCGUUCAAGGAAAGAAUUAAGGAGGAGUUCGCCUUCCACAGUCUGAAAAUGUACCCCUACGACAACGAUGAGCUUGAUGACGAAGAGCGUGCAGUCAAUGCUCAAAUCAAGGACAUCAUUCCAUUCGCUGUAGUUGGUAGCGAAAGAACGAUCGUCGUCAAUGGCCAGCAAGUUCGCGGCCGCCAGAACCGCUGGGGUGUCAUCAACGUGGAGGAUGAGAAUCACUGCGAAUUCGUCUAUCUUCGAAACUUCCUUACCCGCACCCAUCUUCAGGACCUUAUCGAGACGACAAGCCAGAUUCACUACGAGACAUUCCGUGCUAAACAACUUCUGGCACUCAAGGAGAGCAGUGCUGCUGGCGGCCAUCCUGGUAGCAGCCGGCCCAUUAGUCCCUCAGCCGACAGGGAGCUUAGCCGUAAUUCGCAACGCAUGACCAUGAAUGGCUAUUGA
Molecule: messenger RNA, 1032 nt
Organism: Aspergillus aculeatus ATCC 16872
Lineage: Eukaryota; Fungi; Ascomycota; Eurotiomycetes; Eurotiales; Aspergillaceae
Gene: aspD
Product: septin aspD
Exons: 6
Coding region: 1-1032 (343 amino acids)
Biological process (GO): cytoskeleton-dependent cytokinesis
Cellular component (GO): septin complex; cell division site; septin ring
Molecular function (GO): GTP binding; molecular adaptor activity; GTPase activity
Source: RefSeq, a predicted model, not a curated record